Penicillium cosmopolitanum is the source of this 381-nucleotide messenger RNA. RefSeq lists its product as uncharacterized. The coding region runs from base 1 to 381 and encodes 126 amino acids. Lineage: Eukaryota; Fungi; Ascomycota; Eurotiomycetes; Eurotiales; Aspergillaceae. The record is from RefSeq and is a predicted model, not a curated record. The transcript is spliced from 3 exons.
AUGUUUCAUACCCCGUUCGGAGCUGAAACUGUCACAUUCUCCGUGGCUGUACUCAGGCUGAUCGAAUUUGAGGUCCACCAGGAGGUCCUUCAGGAGGUCCACCCGAUCCAUGGCGAGAACGCGAAAUUUCAGCUACGACAGAACACCCAUAUCAAGAUCACACCUGAGUUCGCCAAAUCCUACAACCGCAGAAUGAAACAAGCCAAUUUCCACGGCUGCAAACUGGUCAGGGCUGCUCUGAUCUCUAUCGGACUAAAUCCCAUUGAUCCCCCCUGCGUAACUUCCGAGAACCAGCUGGCCCCCAACGACAAAGAUCCCUGGGUUUGCCACGACUUUAAGCCUUCCGAUGCAAGUUCCGAGAACGAGCAGGCCCCCAAGUGA